Messenger RNA from Solanum pennellii, 968 nucleotides. Its product is annotated as GRF1-interacting factor 2-like. Gene Ontology annotation, molecular function: transcription coactivator activity. The transcript has 4 exons. Gene Ontology annotation, cellular component: nucleus. Lineage: Eukaryota; Viridiplantae; Streptophyta; Magnoliopsida; Solanales; Solanaceae. Gene Ontology annotation, biological process: positive regulation of transcription by RNA polymerase II; cell population proliferation; leaf development. The record is from RefSeq and is a predicted model, not a curated record. Bases 167 to 766 code for a protein of 199 amino acids.
UUUCUCUUUCUUCUCUGUCCCUUUUAAUCAGACAAAUUCUCCUUUUACUCACAGCCCCCCUCUUCUUCUUCAUUAUUUCUUCUCUCAGAAAAAAUCACCAGUAAAGGGUUUAAGCUUCUUCUAGGGCUUUUAUUUUGAAUUUGGGUAUUAAUUUUCUUCAGCAAAAAUGCAACAGCAGCAGCAGCCACAACCCCAAACCUUGAACUCUGCUCCUCCGUUGCCACUAAGUGCUAUCACCACCGAGCAGAUUCAAAAGUUCUUGGAUGAGAACAAAAAUUUGAUUCUUGCCAUACUGGAAAACCAGAAUCUUGGAAAACUCUCAGAGUGUGCCCAGUAUCAAGCCAUGCUUCAGAAGAAUUUGAUGUAUUUAGCUGCUAUCGCUGAUGCCCAACCACAACAAUCAGCAGCAACCUCACAGGCUCAAUCUACUCCUCAACUUGGAAACCAGAUGCAGCAAACUCAGGCUGCUCUGCAACAGCAACAGCAACAAGGUGUCGCUAUUUCCAAACUGCCUUUCCAGCUCAAUGCCCUUCCGACCCAGGAGCAGCAACAGCAAAUGCUCCAGUUUCAGCAGCAGCAACAAUUCCAAGGCCAAUAUGGUUUUGGACCUACUGCCAACAAUGCAAUGCGUCAACUUAUGCAACCUGGACUAAACAGCUCAGGAACUAUGGAUGUACGAGGAAAUAAGCAAGGCAGCUUAGAAGGUAAUCCUAGUGAUGGCCUUGGAAAAUCAGGUGGAAGACAUGUUAACGGUGAGAGGGAGUAGGCUUUUUUUUUAAAAAAAAAUCUCAAAAUUGUUAUGCACCCUGUUUUAUCGGUGUAGGUAUGUUUUAUAAGGAUGUUUUAAUCUGAGGAACGCCUAAGAUUAUGUUGUCAAAGGCCACUCAUGGCAAAGCUUUGUUAUAACUUGUAAAAUCUUGACCUAUUGGCAUCAAGUUUACCUUGCACAGGCAUGGCUUUGGUUGAAA